AAAAGAGUAAGACGCGAGCUCACUUCAAGAGUUGCGUCCCCUUCUAUUUACUCGCGUGGUUGUUAUAGGAACGUCAAUAGCGUCAAAAUGGCGAGCUCACAGGACCAAGAUUUGGGAGAGAAGAAAAGUAAACGCCUUUUUCUGAACCAAAUUGAUGAAUUUCAGGGAAAAAAUUUAGCAAAGUAUUUAUCUCACUGUGUUGUUGGGGCCUCACUGGAAGAAGCAGAAGAAGAAGAUGAUAACCAAUCAGUGGACAGUUCUCUCAUUCCACCACCAAAAGAAGGAUGUUAUGAAGUUGUUGGUACAACCAAAGCUAGAGAAUAUACCAAACCAGAUGAUGUUAAAGAAAUUAUUCAGUAUGAUAAUAGAGAUCAGUUAUAUGAACAGUUAGUAGAAUGUGAUGUUAUUGUUUAUGAUAUAACAGAGGAUCCAGACCAAAUUGAUGAGGCUGUCUGGGCAGUGUCAGAAUUGCAUGCUGAUCUGGAGAAAAUUGAGAAGCCUAAAAUGUUUAUAUUAAUAUCAUCUUGUAUGACAUGGGCUAAAAGCAAACCUUUGGACCCAGAUGAUCCAGAAAUUCCAUUUACAGAAGAUGACUACAGACGUCGUAAACCACAUCCUAAUUUCAAAGAACAUAUCAGUGCUGAAAAAACUGUUAUUAAACUUGGUAAAACGAACAAGUCCAAGUUGGUGACAUAUGUGGUAUGUUCAGGAUUAACAUAUGGUGCAGAAGAAAAUAUAUUUCAUUAUUUAUUCAAGUCUGCUUGGCACAAUGUACCUCAACUCCAGAUAUUUGGUAAUGGACAGAAUGUGAUACCUACUAUCCAUAUUAAAGAUUUAGGAGGUGUUAUUCAAAAUGUAGCUGAUUCCAGGCCUAAAGUUCGCUAUUUGAUUGCUAAGGAUGACGCUCAGAAUACAUUGGAAGAAAUAGUCAGGGCUGUAAGUGCUGGACUUGGUACAGGAAGAGUUAAAACUAUCACAAGAGAAGAAGCUUUACUGCAGAGAGAUAUAGAGCAAGCUGAUUUUGAUAUGUUAUUAGUUAAUCUGAGAAUGGAUGCAGUACAUGUCAAAGAAAGUAUGAGAAUAAGCUGGGUUUCAGAAGGUGGUUUGGUAGAGAAUUUACCACAACUCAUCAAAGAAUAUAAAGAUUUGAGACAUCUGCAGCCAUUGAGAGCUGUAAUACUGGGCCCACCAGCAUCUGGUAAAACUACAGUAGCCAAAGCUUUAUGUCAGUUGUAUAAACUACAUCAUAUUACUCUUAAAGAUGUUAUUGAAGAUGAAUUAGAAAAUUUAGCAACUAAAGCAAGAAAAGCUGAAUCAGAGGAAGAAGAAGAUGAUGGAUCAGCUCAAGAUGCUCAGGAAUUUUUAGAUCAAAUCAAUGAUAGUAAAGAAAACAACAAUGGUCGUAUUGAGGAUCAAUUUAUCAUCAGAUUUUAUAAAGAUAAACUACAUUCAAUGUCUUGUCAAAAUCAAGGCUUUAUAUUAGAUGGUUUUCCCAAGACAUUAGAACAAGCUAGAGAAUUAUUUAUUGGUGAUGAGGAUGAAGAGCCAGAAGAAGCCUCAAAGGGAGGUAAUUAUGAUAAAGCUAUCAUGCCAGAGUUUGUCAUCUCUUUAGAAGCUACUGAUGAGUUUGUUAAAGAGCGAGUGAUGAACCUACCAGAAAGUAUUGUGACUGGUUCACACAACACUGAGGAGGGUCUGAUGCGAAGAUUGGCUGAGUUCAGAGCUAAUAAUACUGAAGAUGACACUGUAUUAAACUAUUUUGAUGAACUGGAAUUCCAUCCAGAAAGAAUAGAUGUAGUAAAGGAUAAGUCACCGAUGAUGAAAGAAACCAUUGAGAAAAUCAAGAAGAUUAUGGGUUCUCCGAGAAAUUAUGGUCCAACACCAGAGGAAAUAGAAGAAAAGAGAAAAGCUGAAGAAGAGGAAAGAUUGAAGAGAGAAACAGAAGAGAGAGAAGAAAGGGAAAGAAAGGAGGCUGAAGAGGCAGCAGAAAGAAAGAAACGUCAAGAAAUCUGGACCCAGAGAUUAAAUGAAGUUAAAAGAGAAGAGUAUGAACUAUUAGAAGCUCAGUCAUAUCCAUUACGUAAUUACCUGAUGAAACAUGUGAUGCCUACUUUAACACAGGGCUUAAUAGACUGUUGUAAAGUUAGACCUGAUGAUCCCAUAGAUUACUUGGCUGAGUAUUUGUUUCAACAGAAUCCUCAAGUUGAUUAAAUGAUUAUUAUUCCAUUAUUCAUCACUAAAACAGUGUGAUAUAUUUCAGCAUUACUUUUACUGAAAUUUUGAAUUUCCUUUUAAACUUAAUGUACAUCCAUUCCAAAGAUGUUUAAAUUCCAAUGCCUUUUAAUGUGUAAAUAGGCCAAUUUGUAUAAGUUUUUCAUUUUAUUAUCUGUGAUUAAAACCGUAUUAUUAGACUAUUUUAAUAAGAUUUGUAUUUUUAAAAUAUUUGUUUAUGUAAUGUGUUUAUUAUUUAUUAAUAAACAGUCAGAAAUUUA
Messenger RNA from Lottia gigantea (owl limpet), 2492 nucleotides. RefSeq lists its product as hypothetical. Gene Ontology annotation, biological process: nucleobase-containing compound metabolic process. The transcript has 17 exons. NCBI's taxonomy places the organism in Eukaryota, Metazoa, Mollusca, Gastropoda, Lottiidae. Gene Ontology annotation, cellular component: cytoplasm. Gene Ontology annotation, molecular function: AMP kinase activity; ATP binding. The record is from RefSeq and is a predicted model, not a curated record. Bases 88 to 2211 code for a protein of 707 amino acids.